Molecule: messenger RNA, 1164 nt
Organism: Panicum virgatum (switchgrass)
Lineage: Eukaryota; Viridiplantae; Streptophyta; Magnoliopsida; Poales; Poaceae
Product: polyubiquitin-B-like
Exons: 1
Coding region: 1-1164 (387 amino acids)
Biological process (GO): modification-dependent protein catabolic process; protein ubiquitination
Cellular component (GO): nucleus; cytoplasm
Molecular function (GO): ubiquitin protein ligase binding; protein tag activity
Source: RefSeq, a predicted model, not a curated record
AUGGAGAUCUUUGUGAAGAUGCUCACCGGCAAAACCAUCGUUGUGGAGGUGGAGUCCUCUGACACAAUUGAGAAGGUCAAGGCAAAGAUCGAGGAGAAGGAUGGCAUCCCCCCAGACAUGCAGAGGCUCAUCUUUCAUUCAAAUGAGCUCAAGGAUGAGCACACGGUGGGCUGUUACGGUAUCAAGGACAAGUCCAGCGUGCAUCUUGUUCUGCGUCAUGGUGGCAACUGCGACAUGUUCGUGUACGUGAAGGUGCUCGCCGGCGGCGAUGCCAUCACCCUGGAGGUGGAGCCGUCGGACACGGUCGGCGACGUGAGGGAGAAGGUCCGCAGCCACCAGAGGCUUCUCUUCGCCGGCACGCGUCUCGAGGAUGGACGGAGAAUCGGAGACUACAGAUUCCAGUAUGAGCGCAGCACCCCCACCCUGCACCUGGACUUUGGCGUCCAGAUGCAGGUCCACGUGAGGACCGCUACCGGCAAGACCAUCACCAUGGAUGUGGAGCCAUCCGACACGGUCCGCAACGUGAAGGCCAAGAUCCAUGACCGGCAGAGGAUCAUCUUUGAAGGCAAGCCGCUACACGGCUGCGUCAGCCUCGCCAAUCACAACGUCCACAAGGAGUCCACCCUGCACCUCGACCUCUCCCCGAGGUAUCAUGGCGGCGGCGGCGGCGGCAGCAGGAUGCAGGUCUUCGUGAAGGCGCUCUCCGGCAAGACGAUCAAGCUCAAGGUGAAGCCAUCUUACACGAUCGGCGAAGUGAAGGCGAUGGUUCAGAACCAGCAGAGGCUCUUCUUCGGUGGCAACCAGCAGCUUCAGGACGGGCGGACGCUCGCCGACUACGAUGUUCAGAGGGAGUCCACCCUGCUGCUUGAUCUUGGCAUGCGCGUUUCCGUGAGCAGCUUCACUGGCCCGCAGACCAUCACGCUGGUGGUGGCGCCAGAUGACACGGCUGAUGAUGUGAAGGAGAGGAUUCGGGGCCCGCAGACUCUCGUCUUCGACGGCAGAGAGCUUGAGGAUGGGCAGACACUUGCUGAGGCCCAUGUCAAGAGAGAUUCCACGCUGCACCUGACCUCUGCCUGCACGGUGGCAGUGCAGAUCUUGGUGAAGUCGUCGUACAUCAAGAUCAUCCGGGCACCUCGAGGCGCAGAAUUAAGGAUGAAGCUGUAG